AUGGCUGGUCCAAGCAACAUCUCUGAGGUAUUGCCAACCAGCAGUAGGCAGCACAAUCCGGAACCUCGGCAGCGAUUGGGACGGGAUCGUUCGAUCGUUGUGGCCUGGCCGGGAGGGACCAUCGAACUGGCGGAGUUUCAGAGUGGCGAUUUGGUGGUUCUGGGCUCGACGAGCUUUCAUGGCGGCUCCGCCGCCGUGCUCUGCGAGAUGACCUCCCUUGACUGCAAGGUGGCCAUUUUGGACACCUCGCGCAGCUUCAAAGUGGCUGAGGACCACGUGAAGUCCAGCGACCUGCGACUGAUCCACCAGGACUGGCGCAUUGGAUCCAGGCAUAUCAUCGGAGGCCUACAGAGCAGUCGCAUGAAGCACUUGAAUGGCUUGGUGGCAUGUGUCAGAGAACACCGACGCUAUGGUCACCCCUGCUUUGUGCCCAAACCAGACUCGAAUGAGCUGAAACUCCGACUCUGUGUGCGUUGGGAGAACUCACAGGAGAACUCCAAUGGCGCCCUGUUGUUGGAGCCACGGUUCCUCUCACCAUGUCUCACCGUGCCACCAUUGCCACAAGCACCGCCAGCGCCACUAGCACCGCCGCCGCCGGAGAGCCAGUUGAACAAGGAGGCGUCAAACGAUGAGCCGCUGCCAGACACGACGCUAUUGACGGCCAAGCGGCGCCUUCCGUUGAACUGGAACAUCUCCUGUGAAGGAUCGGGAGCUUUGCGGGCAAUUGAUGAAGUUGAACCAACCAUUUGUCACCUCCCCAAUGUGGAAAGCCUGACUCCUGCGCCCACGAAUUGCUCCGCCAACUUCUUGGGAGUUCUCUCCUGGAUGGUGGGCGCGCACACGAGGCGAGUGGAGGAGGAGUUUCCCACUGUGAUUCGCCUUUCCUCGGUCUUGGCGGAGGAUCCACAGCCCAGAGAGCAGCUUUCAUGGCUGCUUCCUAUCUCUGAAAGUCAUGAACUUGGGGAUGAUGCAGAUUUGGUUUCAGAACCCACGGAUCGACUGCACAUCACCGAGCGCCUAGAGAAAGGCGACCUCGUGAUCCUGCAACGCGGCCUUCAGCCCUUCGCGCUGUGCCCUGGAGUGGUGAAAGGCGUUGAGGGAAGCUCUUGUACCGUGGCCGUCCUGGAUGAUUCCAGGAGCGUUUUCAUCGGCGAGUGCCGCGUGGCUUUCUCGGACGUGGCGUUAGUUCAUUCCGAGUGGCGCCUGGGGACCAGGGUGGUCCUGGGAGGCUUGCAGAGUAGUCAUAUGGUCCACCUGAACGGCUUGUCGGCUGUGAUUUGCCCCCACAAGCGGCACGGACAUCCUUGCUUUGUGCACAAGCCUAGCUCACCCAACACCGGCGAAUGGCUGACCUUAUGCAUCCGCUUCGAUGAUCCCGACAAAUCUUCCAUGCAUGCAGUUCUUUUGGAACCACGAUUUCUCGCAGCUGUGGGUCCUGUGGGUCCCAUCGAUAGCCGCCAAGUGCUACCAUCACCUCGAAUGGAAUGCUUCACCCCGCUGCUUGGACGAAGGGAAUCUCAACGGAUAUGA
Cladocopium goreaui is the source of this 1530-nucleotide messenger RNA. NCBI's taxonomy places the organism in Eukaryota, Dinophyceae, Suessiales, Symbiodiniaceae. The record is from the annotation of a GenBank genome assembly.